Molecule: messenger RNA, 12695 nt
Organism: Amoebophrya sp. A120
Lineage: Eukaryota; Dinophyceae; Syndiniales; Amoebophryaceae
Source: the annotation of a GenBank genome assembly
AGAGAGCAGUGGUCCACCUCCUCCUUUCACAUUUUCGCAGCGACAAACCAAAAGUGGAACAGUUUUACUAGAAAUACUUCGUCCGAAAGUCAAAGUUAAAGCACAAACCGCAAAAGGCAGGAGCAAAAACGCGCUCGAUAUUCCCUACAUUCACGUCGUCGAUCAUUAUGUCAAUACUUUGUGACAAUUUACAAAACACCUCUGAUGUUAUCUCGUGCGCUAUAACAACUUCUUUUCGCAAUUGUCUACUUCUUUGUCAACCAUUCUAUGAUGAACCACCAGCCAGAAACUCCGACUAGAAAUCAACAAAAUCAGCGACCUCAGAAAGAAGAAGCGUUUGUUGAUCUUCUUCAAACGAGAAGUACAACAACAAUAAACUACGGCGGUAUCGAUUUCAACCGUGAAGCACACGACCAGCGACCAGCUGUUUUUCACGACACUGACACUCGCAUUCUUGGGCAGGUUGCUGAACCAAGAAGUAGAUUUGAGCCUCUUUUUACUCCCUCGCCACCAAGAGGAAGAGAGAAGUCGGGGGAUCACGAUCCGCUCUUCACUACCUCUCCACGUGUAGUAGAGUCAUCGGAGGACGAACUCGAGUUACUAGCUGCACCCUCUUCCGAGCAGGGCGACCACCCAGAGCAAGUAGGGGACAACUACAAGAAUCUGGAUGUUGACGCAGGCACGGCCGAGCACGAGCUCCUUCCAUUGGCUGCUCACCAGGACGGCGGCGGACAGGAGGACGAUGUCGGAUAUUUUUCCGGAGAAGAUGUUGAGUUGUUAAACCUCCAUCCCGGUUGUUGUACAACAAGAACAAACAAGAGAAGCAACCUCGACAACCCAAUCUCCCCGCCGGAGAAAAAGCGCACGACUAGCAAGGAAGCCGACAUCCCUUCAACCAACCUCCCGCAGCUUGACGUUGAUAUCAAAUGCAAAUAUGUCUGGGUCUCGAAGGUGCAGGUGGCAACUUGUCAUGGUUAAUCUGAAGCAUGCAAAAAUCUGUGUUGCAUGAGUGCCAAAAGCUGUCCACUUUUGACCAAGAUGGCCGGGAGUUUCUCAUGCAGGAUAGGCAUGGCAGAGACCUCGCAGAGUCUGUCAUGCUGAGUCCCGCACUCCAGACCUCAUGGGUCAUGGAAAAUCUGCAUGACAAGCUUACACUUUUUCGAGACCCAGAUGACAUUUUUUCACUUGAUAGUUGAGGGUCAUCCGCAAUUCCCGGCGACUAGUCCGAGUUGUUUUCGUUUGGAUCCGGCGAGAGCGGCGGAAUUAGGAGUGGAACAAAGAGAAGGAGUUGUUGGAGUAGCCGGGGAUAGAAGAAGUUCUAGUUUUCUUGACGAACAGUCUUUAGCUUCACCUUCAGGUCCUCUUUCAGAGUCAGCAUCCGCCGCGGGGGCGUCAGCGGCAGAACUAGAGGACGAGGAGUCAACAUUUGCUGUUGGUCCACAAAACGAGUUACUACAGUUCCCGGUAGGGAACUCCAGUCCACCACAGGAAUCAGGGGAAUUUUCCCCUUUGUUUUCCGACGAAGAAGAACAAGAAGCUUCGCCUUCACCUUUAAAUUCCUCCCCAGGUGGGGUAGAAGACGAGCAGUCCUCCCCUGAGGCAAAAUCUCCCCCACCAAAACGGCGACGACUUGUCCUAGGGUCUGCGUCAGACGACGAGGAAGGCCAAGACCAGGAGGAACAAAGUAACGACUGGUGUGCUGCUUCCCAGUACAUUCCACCUAGUAACUUUUUUGCUUCAAGAACAACAUUAUCCCGGCAGCACGAACAGCGGCAGCAGCAGUUGUGCAGCUCCACCCGGCGCUCCCCCACUGUAGAAGACGUUUUUUCUGCGCUUGACGGGCGGGGAAGCAAGAGCAACAGCAAGACCGUUCUUGCAGCUCCUCCGGCUGGACUAGUACAAAAAGAGCCCGAAGCUUUAGAUCAUACCAACCGCAGUUUCCGUUUCCCGAAGCCUGAGCCGAGUGAGGAGCCUUCUCAACAAGGCGAAGGCGGCGCUGGACAACCGCGCGAAAUAGUCAACGAGCAUACAGGACUCCACCCUGUUGAGCAACAACCUGGGGAGACCGAGGAGGAACACAAGGCGCGGCUGAUAAGACUUUGCGAGGAAGAUAUGCACUGCAAAAGCAUCGUACUAGUAGUAAAUUGCAUUACAGCAUGAGAAAUAAAAUUUGUCAUGCGGAUUUACCUUCAGAGAAAGAUUUGUAAUGCAUGACUGCAAUAUUACGAGUGCGAUACUUUUGCACAGGAUAGAAGAGGAGGCGGAGCAGGAGAAGCAUUUCCUGAGCAAAGCUGUAAUCCACUGCUGGGACGGGCAGUUUGAGGGAAAAGAUCAGUUUGGAAGGUUUCCGGUUGAAGACGACGACGAGGAGGAGAGCCAGAGCGAGAGAGACGCAGCUGAUCAAGAAGUAGGUGGAUCUACUUCAGUCGAAGAGGAAGAAGUCGCUGACUCUUCUGCGGAGCCAGGAGUACUACAUCAUCAUCAUCAACAAGAACCUCAGCGUCGAUCUCCCACUGUAGACGACGUUUUCCAGGCGCUUGAUAACUUUCCGGUUGGAGAAGUUGGACCAGAGGAGCAGAAGUAUCAACAACAGCGUGAAUACGAAGAUUACGUCGAAGGAGGAGCUAGCAGUGCGGAGGAAGCUGCGCACGAUAGUUCGUUUGUAGAAGAAGAGCGAUUUUUUCAGCAAGACGCCGGCGCCGCUUACGUCGACACCAGCGGGCUUUUACAGCUACAGGAAAGCGACCAGGAGAGUCGUGCAAGUAGUGAAGAGGAGGAACAAAGCAGCUUCGUCGGAGAAGUUCAAGUUGAACCAGCAGUAGGACGGGAAGAAUCUUCACUAAAAGAACUUCCGCUCGAAGAAGUAGAGCCAGCCUCGGAAGAAGCUGCACCAGAAGCCGCACCAGAAAGAGCAGAACAGUACAACCACUUCUACGCCGAGAGCGAAGACAGUUGUUUUUUCACAGACGACGAGAUAUCCCCUGCAAAAGUAUCGCACUCGUAGUCUAGUGGUAAUUAUCGCAAUUAUGCCUGACAUCAAAUCUCUUUCUCAAAGUGAAUCAGCAUGACAAAAACUUGCACCCGUCAUGCUGACCAAAUUUGUUUACGCGAUCAUUUAUGCAUGCUACUAAAACUAGUGCGAUCCAGCUUUCGCAAAGUCCAUACGAGACAGACACACUAGGCGGGGAAAGCAGCGACCUAGAGGAGCUAGACGAGCAGAGUUACAAGUUACUCGAGGAACACGAACAGGAGAAGGCUUACCGUGAAGAACAGAAGCAGGCUGAAGUCUUAAAACAGGAGCAGGUCCGCGUCAGAAACCCACAGCUUAUCGUUCAGGAGAACGAAGAACACGACCAAAAUCAACUCACACAGGAAGAACGCGACCUGUACUACUAUCCGCAUCAGAUCCCGCCGAAACUCUACACAGGACGCAAAGUUCCGCGGUAUCUGCUCACUGGUGCAACUGCACCCAGUACUACAACUAGAGCUGCUGUUCCCACUUCUCCACGUCGCGGUUCGACGCAGCGUCGUGUAGUUGCUCAACAGCAGUUUUCAUCUUCGGACGAAGAGGACAAUUUUGCCGACGGUGAGGAUUCCCCCAGUUCCUACAACGGGGAUCAAUCGAAUUUAUGAAUGUGCACAACUCCCCCUCCCCCUCAUAUGUAUUGCAUGAACAGCAAUGCAAGCGUCAGGGGUAAUCCCCUUUUUGCAAGACAAAUUUGAAUCACAGGAGUGUGGUGCUAUUUGGGCUGCCAGAACUUGUCAUGCAAACAGUGUCAAGAUGAGCCAAGGCGUAAAAAACUAGGCACUUUGCAUUACAAAUGAGGGGGACGGGGAGUUGUGCACCCUCAUAGAAUUCCUCUUGCUUUCACCAGAACCACCCAAGGCACGGAGGCUAUUUUGGGCCAGGAUCAUUUUUCGUCGAGAGUAGCGAACGACCGCUGCUCGUAGGGAAAAGAAAGAACCGCAGCUCGGAGGACAACUCAUUCGAAGAAGACUCGCAGUAUUCCUCGCAACAAGAGAAAGGGCGAGGACCUGCUAUCGUUACCAGUGAGGACGCUGAUAGUGAACAGGAGCCGUUAAUCCACCGUGCCGACCGGGUAUACGACGACAACAGUGAGGACGCGCUGAGCGACGAAUUUAUCACCAUCUACAAAAAGCCACCCCCACCCAUCGAGGAGAAGGACAUUAUCAAGAGCAAGGGCCACUACUUGCGGUAUUUGAAAGCCAUUAAGCAGAAGAAGCAAGCCCGGAAGCAGCAGAGAAAGGUCUUGAAGUAUCAAAUGUAAAAAUGUCUGGGUCUGGAAUGUUGCAGGGUUUGUCAUGGAGAUUUUGCAUAACCCAGGAUGUCUGUAAUGCACGACCUAGCAUCACAGAUUUUUAGACGGCUUCCUGAUGCCUAUUCCGCAUAACAAAUGCCCUCCCCGCGUAGCACAAACUAGACUCCUCUUGCUGGUCAUGCAAUACAGAUUUGUUUAGAGUUCAAAGUUAGCAUCACAAGUUCCAACCUUCCAGACCCAGACAUUUUUACAUUUGAUAUGAAGGAAUCUGGGGCGAUCGAGAAGGACCGGCAGCACGUGGAAGACCUAUGCAUUGCAAAUGUGUCUGGGUCUGGAAGAGUACAAGUUAUCAUGCUAAAUCUGAAUCAUGCGAAAAUCUGUGUUGCAUGAUUACCAUAUAAAGCUGUCCACUUUCCUCGAGCAAGCCGCAAGGCAGUUUCUCAUGCAGACAAGGCAUGGCACAGAUCAUCUCACAGAACCUGUGAUGCCAGGGCAUGCAUCACAAACCUCAUGUGUCAUUGCAAACCGUGCAUGACAAACGUAAUGCACAACUUUUCCAGACCCAAAUCGAUGUUUGCACUUGAUAGGACCGACACCAGUACAAGUUAGAAAAUUUCGUCCGGGGGUAUUUCGACUGGCUGCGAAAUAUCGACUCGAGUGAGGAAGUAGGCACGGUAAAAGCAUCUUCGCGCUCGGAGUAAUCGUAAUUGCAUUGUUUUACAUGACAAAAGUACUUUCUCUACCUGAAUCCGCAUGAGAAAUUUUAUUUUUUCUUCAAAAAAAAUUGUGAUGCCAUUUCUACUAAGUGCGACUCUUUUGCCAUGCAUACCGCGAGGGCUACAAAGAAGAGCAGGAAGAGGAAGUCGGGGCUGUCGUUUCCGCCUACGAAACUAGCGAGGAAGACGAGCGCGUCACCCGGCAGAAGGAAAAGGAGUUAGCGGCAAAUCCGUUGUUGAUCAUAUCAAAUGCAAAAAUGUCUGGGUCUGGAAGAGUGCAUGUUUGUCAUGCUUGUCUAGCAUGACUCUCAAAUCUGUCAUGCACGUUACCCAAGAGCGCCAUUUUUCUGUCAUGCAGAAACGCAGUUUGUCAUGCAGAAACUGAGGCAACACCUAGAAGCUCAGAAACUUGUCAUGCUGAGCCAGCACUUGUGGCCUCCUCACGAUACGCCACCCAGCAUCACAAGUUUCCAGACCCAGACAGUUUUACAUUUGAUAAAUCACCUACGAGGACACUUUGAGUGACAAACCUGUCCCACUAGCGGAUUUGUACACCAUCGACACAAGGCCUUUGCGGAGGUGGAUUGAAGAUCUCCACGAAGACGACUUGUGGGACCACGACAUCGAUCCGUUGGAGUUGCUGAAGGUCCGGAGACGCCGAGACUACGACUUGCAGCUGCGGUUAGCCUUCGUGCAGGCGGAGACUUUUGCGAUUUUAGAUUUGGAAAACGACCCAAGUGACCGGAUUGAACUCGCGAUCUUACUCAUGGCGGGCCAAGUCGUUCCCCUCAACGAGGGGUGGAGCCGGAUCCACAAGGAGGGGGUGUUGGUACUGGAAGAAUUUCUGCAGGAGGGCACGAUCAGACCCUCGGUGCAGCAGCAGGAGGGAAAGCCAAAGCGGAUUUUCAGCAAUGCGGACUACACGGAAUUGUACACCUUGGUGUACAACAUGUGUACGCAGCGGACACCGAAUAACUGGUAAUAUACCUAAACCUAUGUCUUCUAGGAUUUUUGAUUUGAAUAAGUAGUGCCUUUUUGUUGCGUUUUAUCAUGACAUGAAGUAGUACAACUUAGGCCAUACAUGCUAUACUACAAAUCUACACUUAUCGUCAAAAAUUAUCAGGCAGCAGCAGUUGUAUCAGAAGUACGGUGAGACCAUGAAUCAGUACAUCAGCAAGAGUAUCAAUUUGCAAACAUGUUGUCUGGAAGAUUGCGAGAUUUGUCAUGCUAUUCUGGCAUCAUGAUCAUGCGCAUGACCGUGAGCUCUGUAAUAUUGCGUGUCGUCCACUAAGAGGUCCUUUUGUCUGUCCUGCAAAGACGCAGUUUCUCAUGCAGAACACGCAAGAAAACUGGGCGGCGGCGAACAAAUCUGUCAUGCUUGGCGGUGCAUUACAGUGUGCUUGCUCUUUACUGAAUUGCAUAUAUACACCUUUCCAAACCUCCCUCUUCCAGACAGACUUGCUGUGCAUAAAGAGGGUCAUAAACGGCUUGGAAAAGCGAGUAGGGAAAGAUUUGCUGCAGGCGCUAUUGAAAGCAUGGUCCAAUCACCAAUUGUACGUGAAGUGGAUGACGCGGUUCUUCACCUAUCUAGACAGGUAUACUAUAGGAGAAAGAAAUAAACAUAAACUUCUAAGCUUGAUGUUGAUGUUUGUCAUGCAAAACUAAAAGUAAACACUUCAUCUGACAUGCAAAAACCGCAACUUAUCUAUGAGUGCAUUUUAUCAAUGACUCAGGUACUACGUGAAGCUGCAAGCAGUCCCUUCGCUUACCGCCCGGGGUUACGCUAUCUUUAACCAGUCCAUCUUUCAAGCCGUAUCGGGGGAUACCCGGGAAGCGCUUUUGCAGGCGAUUCGGUCCGACAGGGACGGGGAAGCAAACUUUUCCGACGGGGACAUCGUGAAGGGGGUGGUUUCGAUUUUCAUCGAAUUAGGGGCCUGUGUGGCCAGUGGACGAGAUGCGGAGGUAUAUAGUUUUUAGAGCAUAGUACAACGACAACUAUAUAAAUCAAGUUUGAUAUUUCACGAAGCCAAAGAACUUCAGUUCGCAGAUUUGGUGUGGAAGUAGAACACAAACUCCAUCCUUGAUGCCUGAUUUUCCAACACAAAUUAUCUACGAACCUCAUUAAUAUCAGCUCGUCGCCGGCGCUACGGGCACGAUGCAGGGAACCUUCCCCUCGAACCACCCACAGCACGGAUUGCAGAUCUACGUGCAGGAAUUUGAAAGCCACUUCCUGCCCGACAGCAAGGAUUACUAUGCGCGGCAAGCCGCCGGCUGGCUGGAAACCAAUUCGUUUUCGGAGUACUUGCUCCAGGCGGACCAGUGCCUGUUGAAAGAAGCGGAGCGGGUAUGCGAGGAAAAAACUGUUUCGCUGUAAACUUGUAAUGCAGGAAAUGUAUCCCACAUGUGUUUGUCUUGCUACACAGCCAUGCAACACAGUGGAUUUUUAGCUGUACUUUCCCUUAGGACCCUUGCAUGGCAAAUUUUCUCUGUCAUGUAGAACAUCAAACCUGUGAUGCAAAACUUGCAAAAUCCUUACCGUGAAACACUUUUUUCGUACGAUAACGGGUGAAGAUGUACCUGCACAGAACCACGGACCAGAAGCUGAAGCUGGUAUAGUUUAAAAAAGAUGCUUAGUGCUCUGAGCAUUACAAAUUACCUCAGCAUGACAAAUGGAAUUUGUCAUGCUGUUUUACCUUGGGAUGGAGAUUUGUAAUGCAUAAAUGCAAUCGCUACUUGUCCUACCCUAUCAGGUCCUCCUCGAAGCGCUGCUGAACGAAGACACGCGGAAGAUCCUUAUGGAUUGCAAAACUGUCUGGGUCUGGAAGAUUGCAAUUUGUCAUGCUAAAUCUGAAUCAUGCUAAGAAGCUGUCUUGCGUGAUUACCGACAGCCGUUCUUUUUUACCAAGUUGAGAGGCAAUUUAUUUCUCAUGCAGGAUAGGCAUGAUAGAGAUCUCACAGAGUUUGUCAUGCUAGGUGCUGCAUUCUAAACCUUAUGAGCCGUAGAAAACCUGCAUGACAAACCUUGCAUCCUUCCAGACCCAGACAUAUUUGCAUUUGAUAAUCCUGUUAGACAAGCAAAACUCGAUGGAAUUCCUGCUCGAAAAUGACAAACGGGAAGACUUGUCUCGCGCGCACAAACUUUUCGGCUAUGUGGAGGGGGGCUUGCAACCGUUAGCGGCCAUCUUCAAGACACACAUCAUCUCCAAGGGGAAUGCCAUUGUCGAUGACAGGUAUUUUUAUAGAAAUAGACUGUGAUGUGGAUAUUAUUUGCAUGACAAAAAGAAAAAUAAAGCGACACUGUCGAUGAAGUUAGUAAGGGCGUGCUGUAGUUUUUGUUUGGUUGCAUAGCAUGAGAAGCAUGUACAUACCUUUUUCUCUUUCAUUUUCUGCAUUUUUACGAAUUGCCACUUUUGUACUUCCUGGCCGGCACGAUGCUCAGGUUAAAGGCCGUCGAGGAGGAUCCGAAUUUGAAGAAGUCCGACGGUCUCAACGACCCGCAAUUCAUCCAGAAAAUGCUGGACCUGCACGACCAUUACCGAGCGGUGGUUGUCGCGAGUUUCUCCUCCGAUUCGCUCUUCCAAAAGUCCUAUCAAAUGCAAAUAUGUCUUGGUCUGGAAGAAUGCAAGGUUUGUCAUGCUUGUCUGGCAUGACUGAGGACCUUGUGAUGCGUGUCCAAGACGAGAGCCUUUUGCCUGUCAUGCAAAAACGCAGUUUGUCAUGGGGAGAGCGCAACACUAAGUAGCGCAGAUAUUUCUCAUGCAGCUUGGCUGUGCAUUACAGAGCAUUCACUAUUCUCAACCGAGCAUUACAAGUUUCCAGACCCAGACAUUUUUGCAUUUGAUAAGUCCCUGAAGGAAGCUUUCGAGCAGUUCCUGAACCGGGAUUUAGGGAAGCACAGCUGCGCAGCGUUAAUGUCCCACUUCUGCAACCGGAUUUUGAAGAAGGGUAUCAAACGCAAAUAUGUCUGGGUCUGGAACAAAGCAACUUGUCAUGCUAAAUCUGAAUCAUGUAAAAAUCUGUGUUGCAUGAUUACAAAAAGCUUUUCACUUUUGGCCUAAUCGAGAGGCAGUUUCUCGUGCAGGAUAGGCAUGAUAGAACUCUCACAGAUGAAUCUGUCAUGCUAUGUCCUACAUACCAGACCUCGUGGGUCAUUGGAGAACCUGCAUCACAAAUCUGGCAUUCUUCCAGACCCAGACAUAUUUGCAUUUGAAGAAGGGCGGCACGCCGGAGCGGCUUUCGGAUGAGGAGGUGAACAUCAUGAUUGACAAGAUAUUCUCAGUAAAAACGUCCCCACCCCAGAGUUGUCAUGCAAAUCUGCAUGCUAGAAAAGUUUCUCAUGUGGAGCUUCAUGAGAGACAUGCUCUCGUCGUGUUUUGGAAUUUGUGAUGCUAGAAUCAGCAUGGUAAGCUAGAUCUGUGAUGCUUCCGAACUAGCUAAACAGGGUUACACUACGAGGACAGACUUGUCAUGCGAAACAGCCAAAGCUGGUUGAUUUGUCUAGCAAACUUCCCAUCUACUUGACUCUGGUGUGGGGACAUUUUUACUCAGGAUACAAGAUCGUGGAGCUCUUCAACUUUUUAACCGAAAAGGAUCUGUUCGCGGAGAUUUACCGAAAUCAACUUUCGAAGCGGUUGUUGGAGGAUUCGUCCGCGUCGGACGAAGCCGAGAAGAACAUGAUCAUGAAGCUGAAGCUGAAAUGCGGGGCGCAGUUCACCUCCAAAAUGGAGGGGAUGUGCAACGACUUGAAGCUCGUAUCCUGUGCAAAAGUAUCGUACUCGGAGUAAUUCCAGUCAUGCGUUUACAAAUUUUGUUCCCAAGGUAGAUCCGCAUGACAGAUUUUAUUUCUCAUGCUGAGGAAAUUUGUAAUGCAUUUAUACGACUAGUGCGAUACUUUUGCAAUGCAUUGCUCGCAACAGACGACAACAACAAAUUUGACACCUGGUGCACGGAGAACAACAAAAAACAACUUGGCGGAAUGCAGGCCGGCGGGGCAACAUCGAGCAGUUCCUCGUCAACUGCGAACAACAACGAUGUCAACAAAAUCACGAUGGAAUUCGGCGUCACGGUCCUCGCCACCGGCUACUGGCCCCAGUUCCCAUCAUAUCGCAAAAAAAAAGUGUUAAGUACAGUUACACAUUGUGUUGCAGGCCAAGCAAGACAGACAAGCUCUGUCAUGUCGGAUAUGCAUAGGAGCCUCGUUUCACAGGUUUUUUCCCGUAGGAUUUCUGCAUUACAAGUUUUCUCUCUCAUGCAAAGAAAUUUGUGUUGCUGAAUUGACUACAAAUGUGUGACUGUGCCAAUUUUUUCGUGGGAUACAUCAACAGAAAUUAAACUGCCCCGACAACUCUCUGUCGCACUGGACAUCUUCACGGAGUGGUAUAACCAGAAAACGCAGCACCGGAAGCUAUGCCAGAAAAAAUUUGUGUAAGUGUAACUCUGUAAUGCAGAACAUGCUACAGAGUAUACGCCUUGCAUGCAAGACAGCCAUGAAGUCCUCGCUUCAUGUGUGUUACCCCUUACAAACCACGCAUGACAGGUUUUCUCUGUCAUGUACAGCAAAUUUGUGAUUGUGAUGCUGUCAGCCAAAGAAAGUUACACUAGCACAGUUUUUUCCCUGGAUAGAAGCUGACCUGGAUCCACUCGCAAGGCACGGCGAUCGUGGCUGCGAAAAUCGGGAAGAGGCACGAUCUAGUUUGUUCCACGUUGCAAGCGGUAGUGUUGCUUUUGUUUUCCCCGAACAAGGGUGGAAGCGGGGAGGAUAAGGACAAACCGGUCGAGUUGAAGGUGGAGGAUAUCCAAAGGGAAAUCUCGGCAAAUGCAGACCAGCAAAUUGAAGCGGUGCAAGUGAAGAAAAUAUUGGGUACUGGAAAAGUGUGUUUUCUUUUUCAUACAUUUUGACCUGUAUUUUUUCCACGGUUAACGAGUUUGUCAUGCUGCAUGGAGAUCAUGAUCAUCUGCUCUUAAUAUCAUCUAGUACUGAGACUGACUUGUAUUGCAUGACAACAAUCGCACCUCCAAAUUAGACGACCAAUUACAGGCACCCUCGCCUGCAGCAAGCAUCAAGUUCUGGCCGUGAAGAGAAACGGGGAAAUCGUGGACAAGCCAAAAAUAUGAAAUGCAGAAGCAUCGUACUCGUAUAAAUCGCAUGACAAAUUUCCUCAGCAAGAAAAAUGAAAUUUGUAAUGCGGGUUUAACUUGAGAAAAAAACUUGUAUUGCAUGAAUGCGAUUAGUACGAGUACGAUACUUUUCCCCAGGAUAAAGAACAGUGUCCGCAGAGGAUUUGUUCUGUGCGAAUGUCAAGUUCUCUUGCCAGCACAGGAAGGUAUAGAUACUGCUCUUGGGUCGUACUCGUGAUUUGUUUUUGUGUUGCAUGUCUUUACAGCAAGGGCAAGUGCAAGAGCAACUACUGAAGAAAAAGAUCAUGACCAUUUAAAGUUCAAGUUUCUCUAAUAUGCGUACGAUCGUCCAUCGAGAUUCAUAUCCAAAUUUUUCUAUCAGGUCAAACUCCCGUCCGUGGCGCAGGGCACGGGCAAAGACGGUGCGGAAGAGACGCACAAACAGGAGCGGAUUGAAGAGGACCGGUCGUUCUCGAUCGACGCAUAUCCUGAGUAAAAGCGUCCCCACACCAGAGUUGUCAUGCAGAUGUGCAAUCGCAGGAACAUUUGUAAUGCGCAGAUCCAUGAGAGGAAUUUCAAUUUUCAGUCGUGCUUUGGAUUUUGUAAUGCUGUAAACGGGAUUUGAGAGUGGUUUUCUCAUGCGGCUUCUCUUGCCAAUCAGACCUACACUGCAGAGGGAAACUUGUCAUGCAGAGCUCCCAAAGCUUGGGGAUUUGUGUUGCUAGAUUCCCAACUUGACUAUGUGGGGACGUUUUUGCUUAGGAUAACGCAGCAAUAGUGCGGAUCAUGAAGGCGCGGAGGCGGCAGACGCACCAGCAGCUGCAGGCGGAGGUGAUUCAGCAACUCGCAUUCUUCAAGCCGAAUCCGAAACUGAUCAAGCAACGGAUUGAGCAUUUGAUAGAGCGGGAAUUUUUGGAACGAGAUGAAGACGAGUCGAAUGUCUACAAGUACUUGGCAUAGGAAUCAUGGUGCAGCGUCGGUGAGGAACAACUUCAGGUAGGAGAUUUUACUGUCACGUCAGCGAUUCGGAAUCGGGUGAAGAGUGGAUGAAAUUUUGAGGUGGGAGGUGAGGAGAGGUGAUUUUAUUUCGGAUGGAGUGGCUUGAGGUUUACGCGUCUCCUCAUCCUCUUGAAGAUGUUUACCCUUUUUCUUUACACCAGCGUCGUUCUUGCAUAGAGCAAGCAGGAUGAACUUCUGUAACUCUACAUAAUCAACUUUCAAGCGAGACGACGUUGCUGUGUCUUCUUUUGAUCUACUCUAUGUAGUUCCUCCUGUAGCGGAAAACUCUUACACGCAAGUAUUGAUUCUAAUCUGGCACCGUUGAAAAGCUUUUGGUAAUAAAAACGAACUUUGAGUUGCUAGAGCUAGAGGUAGAACUACUACAAAACAAGAACCCAUUCAGUAUCAGUACUUUUUUAACGAGGACACGACGCCAGUACGAAAGCAGCUCGACUGCUAGUAGUGCAGUAGCUGUGUCGACGAAAAGACCCCAUGAGUUUGUCGAGAAGUAGUAUCAUCUGGAAUGCUCGAUGAGGACUCGUUCUCAAUUUGACGAACUUUUUUACACGACUGGCGACAUCAA